Molecule: messenger RNA, 1385 nt
Organism: Quercus robur (English oak)
Lineage: Eukaryota; Viridiplantae; Streptophyta; Magnoliopsida; Fagales; Fagaceae
Exons: 3
Coding region: 490-1239 (249 amino acids)
Biological process (GO): homologous chromosome pairing at meiosis; mitotic intra-S DNA damage checkpoint signaling; double-strand break repair involved in meiotic recombination
Cellular component (GO): nucleus; condensed chromosome
Molecular function (GO): DNA polymerase binding
Source: RefSeq, a predicted model, not a curated record
UAAGGUUAAGUCCUUCAAGCCCAACACGCUCACUAAAUCUUCCUUCCUCUAUUUCAGGUGGGCUUGCAUGCAUGGGCUCAGGUCAGGUCUUUUCUGAAGGUGCUAACCGAGAUAACAGUGGAGUAAUCAAAGCAAAGCCCAAAUCAAACUCAGUUAAGGGCAAAAAAGAAGUUGCUCGUGCUAGGCAUCCCCAACAUUCUCCAAUCUCUGCCGCAAAUCUGAGAGAUAACGUGCUCACUCCAUCUGUUUGGUUCGCAAGUAUCUCAGCACUCAAAACUGAGGUGAAUGGAGAAUUCAUAUUCGGGGUUAACUCCAACAACAACGUGGGCGAUCUUUGUGUAAGGGAGGAUCAUGGAAAUGCUGAGAAAAAUAGCAGAAGAAAUUCGGGCUCAUCCAACAUGCACAUCAAGUUCAACAAUGGGGUUACUCCCUCUGACAGACACAACUUAGGGACAGAGGAGAGACCUGAGGUGGGAAUUUCACUCAGACAUGCCGGGAGUGGAGAAAACAAAAAAAUUGGUCUUGAAUAUUCUGCCAAAAAAUUCUGUGACUUCGAUUCUUUGCAGAGUGAAUCCGGAGGAAAGAUUGACAGUGAGGAGGAUGAUGGAACCCAUCACAGAGUUCAAUCUACUCUCAAUUGCUGCUAAGAAGAUGUUGGGAAUGCUGGGGCAAGGACAGAUGAUGGAAGUGGUGCGAAUGAUCGGAUGGAAUUUGAUGGAGGAGGCGAUAUUUCUCCUUCCAUUUGAUGUAUGUUCGCCUCCCAAUCAUUGUUUAAUCAUGAAUAUUAUUGCUUGGAAUUGUCGAGGAGCUUUGAAGCCCUCCUUUCAGAAUCAUGUUAGGGACUUGGUGCAAAACCAUGAUCCAGUUGUGAUGAUCAUUAUGGAGACCCAGAUUGGGGGUGAUCAAGCCAGAGGCAUCACUGACAAGCUUCCAUUUGACGAGGCAAUUCAUACAGAGACUAUAGGAUUCGCGGGGGGGUCUUUGGCUCCUUUGGAAUUCGGAAAGAGUUCAGUACUUCUCUGGAGCUGGUUGGAAGUCUUUGACAGAGAAGCAAAAACAAAUUUGUGUCUAUCUCUCUAUUAUGCAGCAAAUUGGAUACAGGAACUGCUCAAUGCCUUCUGUACACAAGUAGAGGGAAGAGUUGCAUGUACAAGUCAAGCUACAAAAGAGGAUACUGUUUUCAAGCUAUUGAAGCAUUUGGGGAACCUUGUGUAUGUGACUAUGUUCUCGUGCUCUUGACAAUGUUUACUCUAAGGGUCAGUUUUAUUAUUGAUGAGUUGCAAAUGUGGAGUAAAUUCUCUGAGUAGUGCUUAACUGAAAUUUUGGAUUGGCUCGGCCAGGCCUAAAUAGCCAAUGGUUCUAGCUUUAAUGGCACUUCUCCCCUA